AUGGAACACCGCCGCUCUAAGCACUCCUCCGCCUCCUCCAUUACGGCUGCUCCACCAAUCUGCGGCGGCGGCGCAGCUUCAGUAGCAGUCACCGCUGCCAAGAAAAAGAAGAAGAGGGAAUCUGCGUUAGCUGCAGAGGAGGACGUCAAUGGCGGCAGGCACAGCAAGGGGGCGUGCUCCUACCGCGGGGUGCGGAUGCGGAGCUGGGGCAAGUGGGUUUCGGAGAUCCGAGAGCCCAGGAAGAAGUCCCGCAUCUGGCUUGGCACCUUCGCCACCGCCGAGAUGGCCGCUCGCGCGCACGACGCCGCCGAGCUCGCCGUCAAGGGCCCCGCCGCCGCCGUCCUCAACUUCCCCAACCUCGCCCCCCGCCUGCCCCGCCCCGCCACCGUGCACCCCAACGACGUGCGGGCCGCCGCCACCCUCGCCGCCGUCUUCCCCAGCCACGAUGACUAUCCCGAACCCGGCGGCGAACCCAGCAAUAAGCUCAACGGCAUCGGCAGCGACUGCGACGGCGGGCUCUUCGACCUCCCCGACCUCUUUCUCGAUCUAAGGCACGAGUUCUGCUACGGCUCGUGGUCGACGUGUCUGCCGGCGCCGUCAGCCCCCAUCACCAGCGGCCAUAUGGAGUCGACGGCGGACGAGGAACCAGUCUUAUGGGAAUACUGA
Messenger RNA from Zingiber officinale, 666 nucleotides. RefSeq names its product ethylene-responsive transcription factor ERF039-like. Bases 1 to 666 code for a protein of 221 amino acids. The record is from RefSeq and is a predicted model, not a curated record. Gene Ontology annotation, molecular function: DNA-binding transcription factor activity; DNA binding. Lineage: Eukaryota; Viridiplantae; Streptophyta; Magnoliopsida; Zingiberales; Zingiberaceae. The transcript has a single exon. Gene Ontology annotation, biological process: regulation of DNA-templated transcription.